Trichoderma harzianum CBS 226.95 is the source of this 1638-nucleotide messenger RNA. RefSeq lists its product as hypothetical. The transcript has 2 exons. The coding region runs from base 1 to 1638 and encodes 545 amino acids. Gene Ontology annotation, biological process: mitotic spindle organization; microtubule-based movement. Gene Ontology annotation, molecular function: microtubule motor activity; ATP binding; microtubule binding. NCBI's taxonomy places the organism in Eukaryota, Fungi, Ascomycota, Sordariomycetes, Hypocreales, Hypocreaceae. The record is from RefSeq and is a predicted model, not a curated record.
AUGCCCGUGAUUUCGAGGAUGGACCGUGGCGGCAACGUCAAGGUUGUCGUCAGAGUGCGCGCCUUUUUACAGCGAGAACUCCAACGACGAGCCAGAUGCCUUGUCGAAAUGGACCCCGUAUCCCACAUUACCACCCUCAGGGCUCCCGACGAACAAGAAACUUCUGUGGCCUCAAGCCCCUCCAAGUCUCGCAAGCUCACCGACAAGAGCUUCGCCUUUGACUCCUCCUUCUGGAGCCACGACCCCGAUGACAAGGACUAUGCCAACCAAGAAGACAUCUACAACAGCCUCGGCGAGGAGUUUCUCGACCACAACUUCGAGGGCUACCACACGUGCAUAUUUGCAUAUGGCCAGACCGGCUCUGGCAAGAGCUACACCAUGAUGGGAACGCCCGACAACCCCGGGCUGAUUCCUCGAACUUGCGAGGAUCUGUUUGAGCGCAUAGACGCCGCCCACAAUGAUGACUCAAGCGUCGCUUACAACGUACGGGUUUCGUAUUUCGAGGUCUACAACGAGCACGUCCGAGACCUUCUGGUGCCCGUCGUCCCCAACACACCCCCCAACUACCUCAAGAUCCGCGAGUCUCCCACCGAGGGCCCAUAUGUCAAGGAUCUCACCGAGGUGCCUGUACGCAACAUUCACGAGAUUAUGCGAUACAUCAAGGUGGGAGACGCAUCUCGCACCGUGGCAAGCACCAAGAUGAACGACACUAGUAGCCGGAGCCACGCCGUCUUCACCAUCAUGCUGAAGCAGAUUCACCACGACAUGGAGACGGACGAGACCACGGAACGCAGCUCUCGCAUCCGGCUGGUUGAUCUGGCGGGCAGUGAGAGGGCAAAGACGACCGAGGCCACGGGGGCACGACUUCGCGAGGGCAGUAACAUCAACAAGUCGCUCGCCACCCUUGGCCGGGUCAUUGCUGCGCUGGCAGGUCCUAAGCAGCUGCGGUCGGGCAAGAGAAAGGACAUAGUACCGUAUCGAGAUUCGAUAUUGACGUGGCUGCUCAAGGACUCUCUAGGAGGCAACAGCAAGACGGCCAUGAUUGCGUGUGUUGCCCCCUCGGACUACGAGGAGACACUCUCGACGCUUCGAUACGCCGAUCAAGCCAAGCGCAUCCGCACUCGUGCCAAGGUCAACCAAGACCAUAUCUCGUCCGCAGAGCGUGACGCCCAGAUUGCCACAAUGGCGCAGGAGAUUCGGAUGCUGCAAAUAUCGGUUUCGGACUCUCGCGAGCGCGAAAAGAAUGCUCAAGAGGCAGAAGAGCGCUUGGAAGAGUACCAGAUCCGUGUCGGCACCAUGCAGCGCAUGAUGGAGGAACGCAGCAUGGUUGCCGAAAGCAAGAUCAAGAAGCUGCAGAUGGAGAACGAGGCCCUGAAGCUACAUCUGAAGCUGGCCAUUGACAGUCUCAAGAAUCCCAUCCCACCGGUGCAGCUCGAGAGCAAGGAAGAAGAGGAAGAGGAAGAAGACGAGUACGAGUACGAUUCGGAAAGCACCGCUGCAGACGAUGAGCUCCAGCAGGAGAUGGAGCGCUAUUUGCAAGACAUGGGCAACCUGCGGAAGCUCAUCGGCGGCGACCUCGACAGAUUCAAGGAUACGGACAGUGUGCGGAUGCCUCUUGGUGUGAAGCAGAAUGUGUAA